UUAGACCUUGAAAAUAUACAUUUUCAAUUUUUACUCCCUAGUUUUUCUUCAAUUACCGAAUAAAUUUUGAUAGCUACCUGCCUUUACCGCUCGGUUUAUUAAUUCUUAAUGACAAGUGACAUCUUUUAUUUUUUUCUUCGUAUGGUUUGGUUUUCAUUUAAAGUGCGCUUCAUAUGAACUAAGCGCGGCAAAAUUAAAACAUAUUAAAAUAAUCUCAAAAAUAAUAGGAACUACUGAGUAACUAUUUAAUGUAUACAGCAAGAAGCAUAAUCUGUAAUGAGAUAUCAAGUCAUAAGCGGAGAAUAAAAAAUGUCGGAGAACAAAGCACUGGAAGAAUCGUCGAAGUACAUCGAUGAGAUGAGAAGCUGGUUGAACCAGCAGCCGCACCUACCGAAAAAUAUAGAGGACAAAAUGCUACUACGUUUCGUGCACAGCUGUUACUACGAUGUGGACAAAGCGAAGGCGGCGGUAGAGUCGUUCCUGAACAUUCGACUGAGCUGCGCCGACUUACUGAACAAUCGGGACCCCAUGUCAGCGGAGAUACAGAAAACUAUGAGUAUUGUUAAUCUAGCGCAGAUCGAAGCAGCGAAUAAGCAAUACAUUUGGAUGUGGCAAUUAAACGACCCAGGCUUAGAGAUCUACGACUACGUGAAGGACGCUAGGUAUUUCUUCCUGGCUUCAGACGCAUACUUUCUUCAUAACUCCGAAUUCCCUGACGCAGAUAUAGUCAUACUAGAUGUGAAGGACCUCAGCUUGAAGUUUUUGACCAAAUUCAAUAUUUCCGUGGCGAAGAAAUUGUCCAAAUAUCAAGAGGAUGCAAUGCCGAUAAGACUAAAGCAAGUGCAUUUAAUAAAUGCGCCGUCGACAAUCGAUAAAAUAUUUGGACUCCUGAAACCGUUUAUGAAGAAGGAAAUCACUGAAUUGAUACAUUUCCACCCUCCGAAUUCCCAAACGCUGUUCAAUUUUAUCGACAAGGCGGACUUGCCGGCGGACUAUGGCGGCACUCGACCAUCAAUGGCGGAGCAGAAUAAGGAUAUCGUCGCUGUUAUUAUGAGCAAAAGGAAAGAGCUAAUGGACGACACAUUAUGGAGAGCAAUACCAACUGAGAAGAAAAAUAAGUCAAGUAAUAAUAAUAUUGCACCUGUGCCUUCAUUCAGGUCUUUAGCUAUUGACUAGAUUUCAAAAAUAGGUCUCCUUGCAUAGAUCUGUUUUCAUUUUAAAUAAUUACAAUAAUUGCUUUUAGAAAUUCGUAAAAAAAUAUGUAAAAAUUAUUUAGAAAUAUAAUUAGCACUUGGGACUAAGGUAAACAGGGUUUUCAGGUAGUGAUAAAACCAUAAAAAUAAAUUAGUACUGUUAUUGUCCAAGUUAUAUUACGUCUUAAAUUUAUAAUUAUUACCUAUGCUGUUCCUUCAAGACGAAUGCCAAUAUAAAUCGUAGAGUCGGAAUGAUAUUUUUAAAUAUUUUCUCCAAAGUCUAAUAAAUCUGUAGAAGGGUCAAUUCUUUAAAUUGAAAAUAUUGAAAAAAUAAAUAGCAGGGGGUGUUACUGUAUCGAUACCAAACCCAAAUAUGUGAUUAAAAAAUUUUUUGUCUGUCUGUCUGUCUGUAUGUUCAGGCAUCAAGUGAAAACUAACGGUUCAAUUUCGAUGAAACUUGGUAUAACUAUACCUUAUUACCCUGGGCAUAAAAUGGGAUACUUUUUAUCCUGAAAAAAUACGUAGAAAAAAUAAAUCUUAAUUUUUCUUAAUUUUUCCGCGCGGACGGAGUCGCGGGCGGAAGAUAGUUAUGCAAUAAUAAUGUAACUUUAGUUGAUGUCAAAUAGAUUUUUUAACAAGGCCGAUAUUAAUGUGAUAUUGUUUUGAAUUAGAUCUGUCUUUAGUUUGGCAAUGUGAUAACCAGCUUUGUUCCGACACACAUACAAUAGAACAAUUGUAAUUAUUCCUGUGUACAUAAUUACAUAAGUCCUAGAAAAUUUAGGAGGGUUCUAUAGAAAAUAAUUAUAAGUAAAAAAUAUAAAUUGCAUUUAAAUCCAUUCUCAAUACAAAUAAUGUCAUGUUUCCUGCAUUUACCCUAUUUUCAUAGUAAUGAAUAAAUCACAAUUUGGAUUAUUGACGUGAUAACGUCUUUAAAAUCGUUUUAGUCGGGUGACAUGUUCAGAAACUUGUGUCACACCAAAACCUCACGAGCGCGAUCGCAGGUAUAACGAGAGAGAGACGGACCGAUCUCCCGUCUCAUCUCGAGCGCUACCACUGCAUUAUGUUAUCACGUAAACAUCUUGAUCGUAAACCUACUUUACAAACAACUAGUUUUUUUGGGGAUAUAAUGUACUUUAAAAAUUAAGAAUGUAUUGCUUUGCUUAUAAACUCAUUUACACUCAUAACUUAUCAACUCAUAUAAUAUUAUACUUAAUAUAACUUCUUUGGUCAACUUUAUUCAUAGAAUAUACUAUGAUAAGAUUCAUCAUGAAAAAGUUUAAUGCUACAUAGGUACAUUUUGCAUUUAUAUAAGUAGGUCAACAAACAAAAAGCAAGAGAAAUACAUAAUUUAUAUGCUCACUUUUUUAAAGGUA
Colias croceus (clouded yellow) is the source of this 2566-nucleotide messenger RNA. RefSeq names its product alpha-tocopherol transfer protein-like. The record is from RefSeq and is a predicted model, not a curated record. The transcript is spliced from 7 exons. The coding region runs from base 310 to 1176 and encodes 288 amino acids. Gene Ontology annotation, molecular function: phosphatidylinositol bisphosphate binding. Gene Ontology annotation, cellular component: membrane. Lineage: Eukaryota; Metazoa; Arthropoda; Insecta; Lepidoptera; Pieridae.